This is a messenger RNA of Impatiens glandulifera, 6567 nucleotides long. Its product is annotated as endoribonuclease Dicer homolog 1. Gene Ontology annotation, molecular function: protein binding; ribonuclease III activity; RNA binding. Gene Ontology annotation, cellular component: cytoplasm; nucleus. The coding region runs from base 522 to 6416 and encodes 1964 amino acids. NCBI's taxonomy places the organism in Eukaryota, Viridiplantae, Streptophyta, Magnoliopsida, Ericales, Balsaminaceae. The transcript has 19 exons. The record is from RefSeq and is a predicted model, not a curated record. Gene Ontology annotation, biological process: siRNA processing.
GUCGUCAUUGACAGGCAGCCGCAGAAGUAGAGUAGUAGCAGGGAAGGGCAAGUGAAAUCUGUGGAAGGAAUCAGAAAAAAGAAGGAAUUUUUCUUUGUGCUUUGUCCAAUUGGAUUGGGGGGACGAAGAGGGCAGAAUCGCGUUUGAUAGAUCGUGCGUCUGCUUCGCCGAAUCUUUGUUGAUUCAUCAGCAUUUUGCGAGCUUUGUACGGUCUAUCCCUCGCUAAUCUGCAAACUCCAUCCCCCUCUUCUUUUUCAUCCUUACCGCGGCUUGUAAUCUUCCUUUUUUUAGUUUAUAUUCCUCCUUUACCUGUUCUUCGUUCCCACCUGUCUUUUGACCUCAACUACAGCCGCUGUCUUUUCGCUUCAGUUCAUCUGCUCUGUUGUAUUUCACUCUCAGCCCUGCUGCUUUUAUUUUUAUUGAUUAUAUUGAAUAAGAGCUUAUCUUGACGUCUCUACUUCAUCCGCGUUUUCCAUCUUAACUCUUGUGUACUCAUUUUUGUUCUCGAUUACAGUCAAGCAAUGGGUGAUGAUGAUGAUGAUGUAACUAGGGUUUCAGGAGGAAUUGUUAAUCCCCUUCCGGUGGAGGAAGUAGCUGGUGAUACAUCCUACUGGCUUGAUGCCUGCGAGGAUAUUUCAUGUAAUUUUAUGGAUGAUUUCGUCACUUUUGAUGCAACUGUAGUUCCAGAUCCAAACGAGCUCGGUCUUGGUGCUCCUGAUCCUUGUUUCUUCAAAGGGAUUGAUCGGUUCCUGGACAGUUUGAAAGGUGGCGGUGUUUUGCCUCUAGCCUCCCAUGAUAGUUUGCCACAGAACGAGGACAUGGAGAUUGUGGGAGAGGAUAUGCUAUUGCUUCAGUGCCCAGUUCCUGCCUUUCAACAUGCCGAGGGGUUGAAUGAUUGCCUAUCAGUGAGAAUGGACACUAAGAAUGGUAAAGAUAAUAAUCUGAACAAUGGUGUAGAUGGAAUUGAGAGGCAUAUUGGGAAAGAUAAUACAACUGGAAAUGGAAACAAAUUGUUGGAGCACACUCCUGAACGAAUCAUCAAGGAAGAGACACACGACAAAAGACACCGGUCUAAUGAUCACAAGAAUGGUAGGCAUGCCAUGAACAGAGGAGGUGAUUACAGUGCCAGAGAUAGGGAUUCUGCAAGUCAGAAGAGGUAUCGUGAUUGGGAAGAUAAUGAUGGGUGUAGGAAUCAAGUUAGGAGAAGGGAACGUUUCAACAGAGGCAGACGAGAUUCUCGGGAUAGGGGAUGGAGGGAUGCUAGAGGUUAUUGGGAGAGAGAACGGCCUGGAGUUGAUGAGAUGGUCUAUCGAGAGGGUAAUUGGGUAGCUGACCGGAAUAGAGAGGGUAAGGCAUUAUUUGAAAAGAACCAGGAUUGCAAUGUGAAGGAGGAGAAAAAGCCACAGGAACAUAAGGAAAAGGUUCCCAAGGAAGAAGCUCGCCAGUAUCAAUUGGAUGUUCUCGAACAGGCUAAGAAUCAAAAUACAAUAGCUUUUCUUGAAACGGGUGCUGGGAAGACGCUGAUAGCUGUGCUUCUCAUUAAAAGUAUUAAUACUGAGUUGCAAAGGAAAAACAAGAAAAUGCUUGCUGUAUUUUUGGUUCCCAAAGUUCCCUUAGUCUAUCAGCAAGCAGAAGUUAUACGUGAACAAACUGGCUACCUAGUCGGUCAUUACUGUGGAGAAAUGGGUCAAGACUUCUGGGAUUCACGAAAAUGGCUCCGUGAGUUUGAGACAAAACAGGUUUUGGUGAUGACUGCUCAAAUUCUUUUAAACAUCCUAAGACACAGCAUUAUAAAGAUGGAAUCUAUAAAUUUACUCAUUUUGGACGAAUGUCAUCAUGCUGUGAAGAAACAUCCUUAUUCUCUUGUUAUGUCUGAGUUCUAUCACACCACCCCAAGAGAGAAGAGACCAUCUGUCUUUGGAAUGACUGCUUCCCCAGUUAAUUUAAAGGGUGUUUCAAGUCAGGUUGACUGUGCAAUAAAGAUUCGUAAUCUUGAGAGUAAACUGGACUCUGUUGUCUGUACAAUAAAAGACCGUAAAGAGCUGGAGAAACAUGUCCCAAUGCCUGCAGAGGUGGUUGUAGAGUAUGAUAAAGCUGCUAGUUUAUGGUCUCUCCACGAACAAAUAAAACAAAUGGAACUGGCUGUUGAGGAAGCUGCUCAGUCGAGUUCCAGAAAAAGUAAGUGGCAAUUCAUGGGAGCAAGAGAUGCGGGGGCAAAAGAAGAAUUGCGUCAAGUAUAUGGUGUUUCAGAAAGAACUGAAAGUGAUGGUGCUGCAAACCUUAUUCAGAAGUUGAGAGCUGUAAACUAUGCCCUUGGUGAACUAGGCCAAUGGUGUGCAUAUAAGGUUGCUCUAUCCUUUUUAACAGCUUUGCAAAAUGAUGAGAGAGCAAGUUACCAAGUUGAUGUCAAAUUCCAAGAAUCUUACUUGGAAAAGGUUGUCAAUCUUUUACAAUGUCAGUUAACAGAGGGAGCUGUUUCCAAGAGCAAUUCUGCUGCUGAGGACACUGUUUCCCAAGACUUGAGCACUAUUGAUGAAAUGGAGGAAGGCGAGCUUCCCGACAGUCAUGUUGUCUCUGGUGGAGAGCAUGUGGAUGAAAUUAUAGGAGCCGCUGUAGCUGAUGGAAAAGUAACUCCAAGGGUCCAGUCCUUGAUUAAGAUACUACUCAAGUACCAGUAUACAGAUGAUUUUCGUGCAAUCAUCUUCGUUGAGAGAGUUGUAUCUGCUUUAGUUCUCCCAAAGGUGUUUGCAGAGCUUCCAUCUUUAAGCUUUGUCAGGUCGGCAAGUUUGAUUGGUCACAACAAUAGUCAAGAAAUGAGAGCUUGCCAAAUGCAGGACACAAUUUCCAAGUUCCGAGACGGCCGUGUAACACUGUUAGUUGCAACAAGUGUGGCCGAGGAAGGUCUUGAUAUACGUCAGUGCAAUGUUGUCAUUCGUUUUGAUCUUGCAAAAACAGUUCUGGCAUACAUUCAAUCUAGGGGCCGUGCUAGAAAACCUGGAUCUGAUUACAUCUUGAUGGUUGAAAGAGGAAAUUUAUCCCAUGAAGCGUUCUUAAGGAAUGCAAGGAAUAGUGAAGAGACUCUGAGGAAGGAGGCAAUAGAGAGAACUGACAUUAGUCACCUUAAAGGCUCUUCUAGAUUGAUGUCAGUGGACACAACACCUGGUACAAUCUAUCAGGUGGAGUCAACUGGUGCUGUUGUGAGCUUAAAUUCUGCAGUCGGGCUCGUCCAUUUCUACUGCUCUCAGUUACCAAGUGACAAGUAUUCUAUACUUCGUCCCGAGUUUAUUAUGCAACGUCAUGAGAAAUCAGGAGGACCCACUGAAUACUCAUGCAGGCUUCAACUUCCUUGUAAUGCACCAUUCGAAAUAAUUGAGGGUCCUGUUUGCAGUUCAAUGCGUCUUGCACAGCAGGCUGUUUGUUUGGCGGCCUGUAAGAAACUCCAUGAGAUGGGGGCAUUCACUGACAUGCUUUUGCCAGACAAGGGAAGUGGGGAAGGGGAGAAAGUUGACCAAAAUGAGGAAGGAGACCCACUUCCUGGAACUUCCAGGCACCGAGAAUUCUAUCCAGAAGGUGUAGCCAAUGUUCUUCAGGGAGAGUGGAUUUUGAAUGGGAGGGAAGGCUGCGACAAUUCCAAAUUAUUUAAUUUAUUCAUUUAUGACCUUGCAUAUGUAAAUGUUGGCUUCUCAAAAGAUCCGUUUUUAGAUAAAGUUUCAGAAUUUGCGGUUGUCUUUGGCAGUGAACUGGAUGCAGAGGUGUUAUCGAUGACGAUGGAUCUCUUUCUCUCGCGAUCCAUGAUAGCUAAGGCAUCUCUUGCCUUCAAAGGGUCGAUCAAAAUAACAGAAGCUCAGUUGGAAUCCAUAAAGAGCUUCCACGUUAGACUCAUGAGUAUUGUGUUAGAUGUGGAUGUUGAACCUUCCACAACUCCUUGGGAUUCUUUGAAGGCAUAUUUAUUUGUACCCGUGGUUGGCGAUAAGAAUUUAGUAGAUCCUGUACAAGAAAUUGACUGGGAUUUGAUUGAAAAGGUAACCAAGACAGAUGCAUGGAACAAUCCCCUUCAGAGAGCACGACCGGAUGUUUAUCUCGGCACCAAUGAGCGAACUCUUGGCGGAGACCGAAGAGAAUACGGUUUCGGUAGAUUGCGUCAUUGCAUGUCUUUUCAGCAGAAAUCCCAUCCAACUUAUGGAAUUAGAGGUGCUGUUGCACAGUUUGAUGUUGUGAAAGCAUCAGGAUUGGUUUCUAACUGGAAUGCUGCUCCUACACAUGAUCUGGAUUCGUCUAAAGGAAAGCUUGUUGUGGCGGAUUCUUACAUUAGUGCAGAAGACUUAGUUGGGAAGAUCGUAACAGCUGCUCAUUCUGGAAAGAGAUUUUAUGUGGAUUCUGUACGUUUUGAUAUGACUGCUGAAAACUCGUUUCCUAGGAAAGAAGGCUAUCUUGGUCCUUUGGAGUAUAGCUCCUAUGCUCAUUACUAUAAGCAAAAGUAUGGAGUGGAAUUAAUUUAUAAACAGCAACCACUUAUCAGAGGACGAGGUGUCUCCUAUUGCAAGAAUCUUCUCUCCCCCCGUUUUGAGCAUUCAGAGGGUCAUGAGGGAGAUCCAGAAGAGUCACUUGAUAAAACAUAUUAUGUUUUCCUUCCACCCGAGCUAUGUUUGAUGCAUCCACUACCCGGACCACUUGUUCGAGGUGCCCAGAGAUUGCCAUCAAUAAUGAGACGAGUGGAAAGCAUGCUGCUUGCAAUCCAGUUGAAGGAAAUAAUUGGCUACCCUGUGCCUGCUUCAAUGAUUCUGGAAGCCUUGACUGCAGCUUCGUGCCAAGAAACAUUUUGUUAUGAAAGAGCAGAGCUGCUUGGGGAUGCUUACUUGAAAUGGGUUGUAAGUCGAUUUCUUUUCCUUAAAUAUCCCCAGAAACACGAAGGUCAGCUCACUCGCCUUAGACAACAAAUGGUUAGCAACAUGGUCUUGUAUCAAUUUGCUCUAGAAAAGGGACUUCAAUCAUAUAUCCAAGCAGAUCGAUUUGCACCAUCUAGGUGGGCUGCCCCGGGAGUGCUGCCAGUUUUUGACGAGGACACGAAGGACUCAGAAAUGCCAUUUUUCGAUAAUAUUGAACUGUUGGCGAGUUCAUGCAAGGAAAAUGACAAACAUUAUGAGAAUGAAGAACAUGAAGAGGGUGAGCUUGAGAGUGAUUCAAGUUCUUAUAGAGUUCUUUCUAGCAAGACAUUAGCAGAUGUAGUAGAAGCUUUGAUUGGUGUGUAUUAUGUUCAUGGUGGGAGGAACGCUUCCAACCAUCUAAUGAAAUGGAUUGGAAUUGAGGUAGAUUUUGAUCUUAAAGAGAUGGAUUCCACAACUAGACCUAUAAAAAUCCCUGAAAAUAUCCUUAAGAGCAUCAAUUUUACUUCUUUAGAGGGUACUUUGAACGUAGUGUUUAAAGACAAAAGCUUGUUGAUAGAAGCUAUUACCCAUGCCUCUCGGCCGACUCCUGGAGUAUCUUGUUAUCAGCGUUUGGAAUUUGUGGGAGAUGCUGUUUUGGAUCAUCUAAUCACGAGGCAUUUGUUCUUCACAUACACCGACUUACCCCCGGGUCGCUUGACUGACUUGCGAGCAGCUGCGGUUAAUAAUGAGAACUUUGCUCGCGUGGCUGUGAAACAUAAGCUCCACUUGCACCUUCGACAUGGAUCAAGUGCCCUUGAAAAACAGAUUCGGGAUUUCGUUAGAGAAGCCCAGGAUGAAUUAUCGAAACCAGGCUUCAACUCCUUCGGCUUGGGGGAUUGCAAAGCUCCAAAAGUUCUUGGCGACAUCUUCGAAUCCAUUGCCGGUGCUAUUUUCCUUGAUGGUGGAUGCGAUACCUCUCGUGUUUGGAAGGCUUUCCAACCGUUACUAGAUCCAAUGGUCACUCCCGAAACCCUUCCCAUGCAUCCAGUACGAGAGCUACAAGAACGUUGCCAAAGACAGGCUGAAGGCCUCGAGUAUAAAGCCAAUCGUAAUGGAAGCAUCGCAACAGUUGAAGUUUUUAUCGACGGUGUCCAAGUUGGGAUCGCUCAGAAUCCUCAAAAGAAAAUGGCGCAAAAAUUAGCUGCCAGAAAUGCCCUCGUCGCUUUAAGAGAGAAGGAAGCUGCCAUAGAAGAGGAGAAAAACAAGAAAAACGAGGACGAAAAUUCGAACAGAAAUGGGGUUUGCCAAACGUUUACGAGACAGACUUUGAACGAUAUCUGUUUGCGUAGAAAUUGGCCAAUGCCUCUGUAUAGAUGUGUAAACGAAGGUGGUCCGGCUCAUGCUAAAAGGUUCACUUUUGCAGUUAGGGUCAAUACAACUGAUAAAGGAUGGACUGAUGAAUGUAUUGGCGAGGCUAUGCCAAGUGUAAAGAAAGCAAAGGAUUCUUCGGCGGUUCUUCUUUUGGAACUUCUAAAUAAAUGGUAUGCUUGAAUUGAGUCAAAUUUAAUCGAAAUAUUUAUAUUGUUUUUGUGUCUUUAAUAUGUAUGUUAAUCUAAACCUGGAAACUCUUAGAAUGGUUGCUUUGAAACUCGGUUGUGAUUAAUAUUUACUCAUUUCGAGAAACUAUUUUCAUUUGAAACCA